AACGGUUUUCGGGUAGAUUUGGCUUGGCAGGUUUAGAAGUAUCUCGCGACGGCCUCCACUCGUGUAACGUUCGAAACUCACUGGUAAGGGCAGUUAUUGGCAAACGGUCGUCACUCAACUCGGAGUGCAUCUUGUUCGCUUCAGGUGCAUAAGAUACGAACUGCAAUACCGCGAACGGUUACUAUUAGUUUCGAAAUUCGCUGAAAAUGUUUGAAAUCAGUUCAUGUGUUUUAGUUUUUCGGUGUUUAAGGGGUGGAAAUUCCACAUGCAAGAAUUGCUAAAUAAAAGUGAAAGUGAGUAGGAAACUCUGUGUAAGUUUGGUAGUUAAAAAGUUGCUCUCCAAACCUUCAAGGGACGCUCAACUUUCGUUAUCAGACGGGCGGCGCCGCUUUUCGAGACGUCUUCACAGAUUUACAUACAUAUAUGUUGGCUUUGGUGUAUUGUAAGUGUGUACAGUGACUUUUUACCGAAAAUGGAUCCGACAGAAGUAAAUGCGUCCAACAUAAUAAAUGCCAGCAAACAAGUGGAUCAAAACCUCAUCGAACAAUUUUCGCAAAAUAAAAAAAUCCCGAACCCAGCCUUCAACGUGCUCAUCAUAGUUUACACUAUCUUGAUAACAUUCGGCGCAGCGGGGAACAUUCUUGUGGUUAUUGCAGUUCUAAGGAAGCCAGCUAUGCGGAUAGCCCGGAACAUGUUUAUAUUGAAUUUGGCAGUGUCAGAUUUGCUGCUCUGCCUCGUUACGAUGCCCCUGACUUUGAUGGAGAUUCUUACGAAAUACUGGCCUCUCGGUAAAUACGCUUUUGUAUGCAAAAUGAUUGGGACAUUGCAGGCGACGAGCAUUUUUGUCUCCACGAUUUCGAUCACCGCAAUUGCAUUGGACAGAUACCAGGUCAUAGUAUAUCCGACCCGUGACAACCUGCAAGUUAUGGGAGCUGUGAUAAUAUUGACUGGAAUCUGGAUCCUGGCACUAGUACUGGCUUCUCCUAUGUUCCUCAUUAAGCGACUUGUUUCCUAUGAUAUCCCGUUGACGAAAUAUGGGAUUGGAAGUAUUGCGUAUUGCAUAGAGGAUUGGCCCAUUGAGCAUGGACGCAUCUACUACUCGGCGUUCUCUCUUUGCAUCCAGUAUUUACUUCCAAUUCUUAUAGUAUCGGCCGCUUACUUUCGCAUCUACCUGAAACUGAAGAACCGCAUCCCAACAAGUGUAGGGCUGGUGAACAAACCGCCAUCAGAACGACGAGCAGAACGAGGACGGCGAAUGCAGCGAACGAACUGUCUCUUGGUUAGCAUCGCCCUCAUAUUCGGUAUUUCUUGGCUGCCGCUCAAUUUCUUCAACUUGUAUGCCGACAUAUAUUUGGCAAAACACGCUGUCACGGAACAACUUCUCGUGGGAUAUGCAAUCUGUCAUAUGACGGGAAUGAGUUCAGCGUGUUCAAACCCACUACUUUACGGUUGGCUUAACGAGAAUUUUCGGAAGGAGUUUCGGAGCCUCUUAUGCCGAGGAACGCAGAACUCAACGGCAAAUUUGAAUGGGACCUCAAAGGAUAAAUGCAACCAUGGCAGGGAAUCGUGCUCACAAGCACCUGGGAAACUCGUUAGUACUAAUGUGCAAGGAGUAGAUGCGACCGUUACCGACAAUGGGAAAUCGACUGAGCUGACCGUCCUAAUGCGAUAACUAAAGGGGAAAGGUAAUCCCCAUCAAUCGAUCACAACUGGCUCAUCGACUGUCGUCACCGUUCGCUCAAAGAAGCAACCACAAGUCAAUCUAAGCAGGGCAUCUUUGCAUCAUUCCUACCAGCUCUAAGCGACUUUAUGUUAAGUGGAUAAUGAAGCUCAUGGAAAGAAAUUCCCGUCUGAGAUAUAAAUUUUAAUAUUCGUAAAGCGAUUAUGUACGUUGGAACUUGGA
Molecule: messenger RNA, 1903 nt
Organism: Hermetia illucens (black soldier fly)
Lineage: Eukaryota; Metazoa; Arthropoda; Insecta; Diptera; Stratiomyidae
Gene: NPFR
Product: neuropeptide F receptor
Exons: 7
Coding region: 473-1672 (399 amino acids)
Biological process (GO): G protein-coupled receptor signaling pathway
Cellular component (GO): membrane
Molecular function (GO): neuropeptide Y receptor activity
Source: RefSeq, a predicted model, not a curated record